Neospora caninum is the source of this 960-nucleotide messenger RNA. RefSeq lists its product as hypothetical. Bases 1 to 960 code for a protein of 319 amino acids. NCBI's taxonomy places the organism in Eukaryota, Apicomplexa, Conoidasida, Eucoccidiorida, Sarcocystidae. The transcript has a single exon. The record is from RefSeq and is a predicted model, not a curated record.
AUGCAUCGUCAACCUGGAAAUGAAGAUAAUGCGGUUGCUGGUGAAGUCAAAACUUCCCCCGCGACGCAACGCAAACAUCAACGAGGUGUCUGUCUUCAGCAGAGGCUGAACUGCAGAUUUGCACCAUUUUACGAGCUCGUGAAAGACAUUGUGGAUGACGAGAGGGCGCGGCGGGACUUUCUUCUCCGCGAAGAGGAAGUCAAGCAUGUGUUUGAGGCUUACCGUCAAGAAAAGGCGCGUCGGGAACACGAUGAAGACGGUGGCUGGAACGGAGAUGGAAAACAGCCAACGGACGCCUCGAUGCUGUUCAACAAGCGAUAUGAGGGAGAUUGCCGCAGAAACAGUGGUACAAUGCAGCUCGAUGGAGAUGUGACGGCGUCGUCCAGAAACCGCCUGCUCUCGGUCACUAACCAGGAUGGAAUCGGGAGUGUUGAUUUCGAAGAAUAUUUGCUACCGGACGGUUCCAAUGAUGGCUCGGCUGCCGAGAGGCGUCGAAGCCGGGAGUAUUGCCCAAUCAUGGUCGAAGACAUUCAAGAGCUGCUUGAUCGUCUGGAUGCUUUCUGGGAAAUGGGAGGACGCAUGAUACAACAGUUCCAGGAGAGUUCUCCUCCCCUCGUUGCCACAGAAAACGCCGACAUAAUUUCGUACAUCUUACCGCAGCAACAAGCCGAAUUGGUUAUUCUGGAUGCUGACGACGUCCAAGCGGGAGAAUUUUGGUUUUUCUUGAAAAACUACACUGAGGUGCAAACAUGGAUUAGACGAGAGCUCUACAACAAACGGAAACAGGAGAUACAGGUACAACCCGAGUCGAAAGUGAGGCGUGCUCUUGUAGAGGGCCUCAUGAGACGCAAUAUGAUAGUCGUAGAAAAGCAAAACGAUGGUGACGAGGAACAAGACGCUGAGUUAACCGAGCAGCAAAGGAUCGCGAACAGCCGAAUGCAGGCCUCGGCCUAUGCUUGA